CCGCGUCCAUUCCUCUUUCGUUCUCAGUUCUCUCUCGACCAACUCCCUAUAUAUACAAUAACGCCUCUGUGCAACCCCCACCUGUUGGAUGUUGUUCAACUCUCGAUCUACUAUAACAGGCGAUUGAAGGGAUCAUUCUGCCUCUCAGCUGCUGUUUGGCUCCUUUGUUCUCUUUCUCUGUCUCUAAUUUAUAUAUGCAGAUCGGAUUAGUUCAACUUGCCGUUCACGACCCCGUCGUUUUUCCGGCGAGACGUACCAACUUUGCCUCUCGCGGGUCGCGUUUGAACCCUUCUACAAGGACUUCGGCCUGGGCGGUUCAGACGCCAUAUCCAGUAACAUCGAAUGAUACAAGGAUCGGCCAUUACAAUUCCGCCGAGUCGACACGAAUCCACCUUGCCAACUUAGAUAAGCUGCUUCAAAAGCAUGAUCCUCCACCACUGGCCGACCAGGAAAUCCUCCACAAGCAUUCCGGCAAUGGGUCUCCUGAAAACAUGGGAAGGCGUCUCCUGGAAGGCCUCAACUUGGCGAGGAUAUGGCCGGAGUCUAGGGCAGCAGAAGAGAUGUCGCCGAGACAUCUGAACCGUCUAAAGAGACUCCUCUCGAAAACGCAGGAAUACUCACCGAGAAAUAAUCUAGGGACACGGUGGCGUGAGUACCACGGCAGCAAAAAUUGGGCCGGCCUCCUGGAUCCGCUCGACGAGAAUCUCCGGCGCGAGGUCGUCAGAUACGGCGAGUUUGUUCAGGCGUCGUAUCACGGGUUUCACUCAAAUCCUGCCACGUCGGAAGACGAAUUUUCCAAGCCUCGGCACGUGGCAUUACCGGACAGGUCAUACAGGGUGACCAAGAGCCUCUACGCCACAUCAUCGGUAGGGCUGCCGGAGUGGGUAGACACUGUGGCGCCGGACAUGGGGUGGAUGACUCAGCGGACCAGCUGGAUCGGGUACGUCGCGGUUUGCGACGACAAGAGAGAAAUCUCAAGGAUGGGGAGGAGGGAUAUAGUCAUCGCUCUGCGUGGAACCGCCACAUGCCUAGAGUGGGUAGAGAACGUCCGGGGCCUAUUGAUCCAGCUCCCCGGAGAGGAGGAGGAAUCGAGCAGCCAGCGCCCGCCCAAGGUGGAGCAAGGAUUCUGGAGCUUAUACAGCACCCAAGGGCCCCAUGCGUCAAGCCUAGCCGAUUCCAUAAAGGAAGAGAUACGCAGGUUGAUGGAGCUCUACAAGGGUGAGACCCUGAGCAUCACGGUGACGGGUCACAGCCUAGGCGCGGCCCUGGCGUUGCUAGCGGCAGACGAGCUGAGCACAUGCGCCCCAGACAUGCCACCGAUAGCGGUCUUCUCCUUCGGAGGGCCGCGCGUGGGCAACCGGAGCUUCGGCAAUCGGAUGAGCAAGCGAGGCGUAAAGGUUCUGCGCGUCGUGAACUCACAAGACGUGAUCACCAAGGUCCCAGGGAUGCCGGUGGGCGAGGGGCUAGACCAGAAGCUGAAGGGAACGAACAUGGAACGGAUGGUGGAUGUGCUGGACAACAUGCCGCUGUCGUAUUCUCACGUAGGGACGGAGCUCAGAGUGGACAGCAAGAUGUCGCCAUAUCUGAAGCCCAACGCUGAUGUGGCAUGUUGUCAUGACCUGGAGGCUUAUCUGCAUUUGGUGGAUGGGUUCUUGGCAUCCAAUUGUCCAUUCAGAGCAAACGCCAAGAGAAGUCUUGCGAGGUUGCUACAUGAACAAGGGUCUAAUGUGAAAAAAUUGUACACAAGCAAGGCCAAGGCCCUGACCCUGAACGUAGAAAAGCAAGCAGUAGUUCCAAUUCCAAGCUGUUUACCGAGUCCAUCGUAGUAGCUCCAACUACUGCAACUCUGUGUGUUAAUAAAAUUUAAAAUAAAUACAUUGUUUUCAUUCUGUAAUUUCUUCUUAAUCAGUUCUGGGAGGAUGAUCGAGGAUUUGGUCUAUUAACAGAGCCUUUCGUAUAUUUUGAUCUAA
Molecule: messenger RNA, 1970 nt
Organism: Nelumbo nucifera (sacred lotus)
Lineage: Eukaryota; Viridiplantae; Streptophyta; Magnoliopsida; Proteales; Nelumbonaceae
Gene: PLA-I{BETA]2
Product: alpha/beta-Hydrolases superfamily protein
Biological process (GO): lipid metabolic process
Molecular function (GO): glycerophospholipase activity
Source: RefSeq, a predicted model, not a curated record